AUGGACGUAGAUCUUUUACGUCCAGGCAUGAUACCCAUUGCACCAAACACAAAACUUUGGUUUGAAUUUCUCAUCGAACCAUCUCUCCUCGAAGAACAUUUGAACAAAUCUCAUGCAGAUCCUAGUGCUACAGAACUACUAAUAAAAUUUCUUUAUUCAUCCAUGGAGAGGCCAAAAGACUUGCCACUGAUUGAUAUAGAUGAAUUAAUGGACAGCUCAAGGAUUGACAAAAAACUUGAAUAUCGCAAACGUAAAAAAUAUGAAUGUUUAAAAAUAUUGGCUAUGAAAAUUGUUAGUUUUUGGGAAUGGGACCUAAACAUUUUAGAAACUAGGGUACCAAUUUGUCUUCAGGUUAUAUUUGUUCAAGAUCUUUUAGGUUUAGUAUCAAAUGAUAUUAAUUUAAUUGAGUUUGAGUCUCAUAGUGCGAUUGAAGAUUUAUCACAGCUAAAAGAUGAACAAAUUUUUGCUAUUGCACUAUUUCAUCGAUGGACAUUAACUGUUAUUAUAAAUUAUACACUGUCCAAAAAAUCAUCAUUUACUUUAGGUCCUGUACAAGAUGGAAAUGAAGAUGUUUUAUCAAAAUUAGAAAUGCAAAGUGAACUCAGUGAAAAAAUGUUGUUAAGACUUUUAGAUUUAAAAAGAUCGUCAUAUACAAUACCAACUAUAAAUACAUUUGAUCCUCCUAAUGAGUUAAAACCAUUAUCUUGUCAUUGGUUUAAAGGCCUAACUGUGUCAUCAGCUGAAUUUCUUUCUCAGAUUAUGUAUGAUUAUGCAAAAUAUAAAUUCUUUAAAGCACAAUACGAAGAAGCUGGUAUUUAUUUUAAAAAAUGUAAAGAAUUAAAUAUGAACUUAACAUCAAGUUCUUUCUAUAAAAUAAAAUUAGAAGAGUUAAAUGGAUUCUGUGCAGCCUGUUCAUCUGAAAUAACAGAAAAUUCUAGUUUAUUAAUGCAAUUUUUGUACUCCACUCAAACUAACUAUAAUGGAAUUCUCAGAAUUUUAGAAACUGAUAACCAGAUUAUGGAGAUUCCAAUGUUUUUAAGAGAUUCGUUGGAACUUGAUUUGGCUUCCAUGUUAUCCUUAGGGAAAUUCACUGCAUCAAGAGAUAUGUUACUUCAUAUACAUACAUUGAAUGCUAUUCGAAGAGCAUCAGUAACUUCUGGAGAAAUUGUGUUGUUACCUCCUGAAGAUUAUGUUACUAAAAUUAAAUUCAAUCUGAGAGGUCCGGAUAUAUUUUUAAAGGAUUUAAAACUUUGUAUGCAGAUUAAAGAUAAAAAAUUUAGAAAAAACAUAAAGAUGUUUGUAUGUAAUGUUUUAUUAAAAUGUCCUAAGAACUUGGUAAAAGAUAUCUUAAAAGAUGAUCACGAAGAAAUACGUGAAUUAUUUGGCGAUGAAGAUAUACACCAAUUAUUAAUGUUACCCGAAGAUAUACCGACUGUUAACAUUGAUAUGUCUAAACGUUUGAAUCGAUUAAAAAUCACUCAAAUAAAUAAUACAAAUGUACAAAAAUUAUUAUUAAAAAACAAAAUAAGCAUUGAAUAUGAUUCAAGCAACUUACGUAAUUUGCUUCAACAAUUACACAAAAUGGAUAUGGAUCCAAUGUUUAGUAUUUUAGAUAUUAAUUAUGAAUGGCAAGUUCCAUUACCUUUGCAAAGUUUAUUAAUAGGAUUACCUAAUGGGUUAUUUAAAUAUUUGGUUAUUAUACUAAUAGCCAAAUCAAAAGAAAUGAUAAAGUUAAAUGACUUUGAAAGAGCAAAAUUGUUACUACGAGAAGCUGAAACAGAAACAAAAAUUAAUAAUAACAUUAUGUACUCUAAAAUUAGACAACUGAUUUUAUGGGAAGGAUUGUAUACUGAAAUGCUUCAGUUUCAACAUGAGUUCAAAAAUUUUGCCAUUGGAGAUCUGGUAGAUCGCUGUAAGCAAUGCCUAGAAUUUGUACAAAAUGAUAAUCUAAUACCUCGUCAAGAAAUUGCUGAGCAAUGUAUAUUAACUCUAUUAAAUGUCGGUGAAUGGGAAUAUUUGACAAAAAGGCAUUAUAAUUGCUUUAAAUUACCAUUAGCUAUUGCUUAUACUUGUCUUGAUGUUAAUAAAUUUAAAGGCACUAAAAAAAGUGCCAAAGAAGUAUGGGAUUUAAUUCUUCCGGUGUUUGAUUAUGGUUAUUCUGCUACUAACAAAAGACCUUUAGAUGGUGAUCCUCAAUGUACUCAAAAUCGAGUUUUAAGUCAAAGUGACAUGAUGCGUGUAUUUUUGAGUUUAAGAGACCAAAAUGCCAUUCAAAUAGUUCUUUCAUUAUUAGCAAAAAUUCAAAAUUUUCUUAGAGAUGAAUCUGCAAUGGAACUUAUUAUGCCUUUUCUGAAUAUUUGGCCAGUUAUUCCCAAUGGUAUGAAUAUUCCUCUUAGAAAUAUAACAGAAGUAUUAGGAAUUGUAUUAACCGAAUCACUUAAGUAUCAUCCAAAUCAUAUAAUUUUAUUGAAACUAAAAGGCGAUCUGCAAUACGUUAUGGGCCACUACAGUUCUGCAAUGAAAUGGUAUUUGGAAGCUAUUGUUAUAGUCAGCGAUUACUUUGCACGGCCAGUUUUAAAGCCAAUGAUAGAAGAUUAUGUUUAUAAAAGAAUGAUGAAGUGUUGCAUGCAAAUGCAAAAUUUUACCCAGGCAGCAAUAUUAUGUCUGUUUCAAGAAGAAAUAGAUUAUGCAACUGCAUAUAAAUGUGCUUCUGAGACAAAUUCGUGUGAUGCUUUAGAUGAAUAUUAUGAUUACAUAUGGGAUAUAAAUUUGUUGGAAUUUUUAAUAUAUUGGCAUACUAAAUUAAAUCAUCAGGAACACAGACAAAAACUUUUGAAAACAAUUGGUGCGUUGGAGUUAAAUGCAAAUAAUAAUGAAGAAAUUAAAAGAGAAGCAGCCAACAUAAGAAAACUAAAAUUCUUAAGAGCACUAUCACAGCAAUAUGUACAUCCGUAAAAAAAAUAACUGAAAGACUAUCUACAAUAAUUAUACAUACAAUGAUUUUAUACAUUUAAAUUUCUAAAAAA
Molecule: messenger RNA, 3026 nt
Organism: Melanaphis sacchari
Lineage: Eukaryota; Metazoa; Arthropoda; Insecta; Hemiptera; Aphididae
Gene: IntS8
Product: integrator complex subunit 8
Exons: 16
Coding region: 1-2955 (984 amino acids)
Biological process (GO): snRNA 3'-end processing
Cellular component (GO): integrator complex
Molecular function (GO): protein binding
Source: RefSeq, a predicted model, not a curated record